Arabidopsis arenosa is the source of this 2469-nucleotide messenger RNA. NCBI's taxonomy places the organism in Eukaryota, Viridiplantae, Streptophyta, Magnoliopsida, Brassicales, Brassicaceae. The record is from the annotation of a GenBank genome assembly.
GACGUGAAAGAUGCAAAAUAAUUAAACAAUUUUAAACCUAAUUAAUCAGUCAAAAAAGUAACAAUUAUUUCCCUUUAUAUUUUUCAAACCACAACAACACUCCACUAUCUCCACUAACACACAAUGGCCUCUUCCAUAUUUCUUCUUCUCCUUCUCUUCUUCUUCUUCCUCUGUUCUUCGAUCACUUCCUUUAAAACAGAGAAGAAGACUUUCAUUUUCCGAGUAGACAGUGGACUAAAACCGUCAGUUUUCUCUACGCACUACCAUUGGUAUAGUUCUGAGUUCACUGAAGGUCCACGAAUUCUCCAUCUUUACGACACAGUUUUUCAUGGCUUCUCGGCAAGUGUUACAUCAGAGGACGCUGAAAACCUCCGUAACCACCCUGCGGUUCUUGCGGUUUUCGAGGAUCGUCGUCGUGAACUUCACACCACUCGUUCUCCUCAAUUCUUAGGUUUACGUAACCAGAAAGGACUCUGGUCUAACUCUGAUUACGGAUCUGAUGUUAUCAUCGGUGUUUUAGACACCGGAAUAUGGCCGGAGCGGAGGAGCUUCUCUGAUCUAAACCUUGGACCGGUUCCGAAGCGGUGGAGAGGUGUUUGUCAAACUGGAGUUAGGUUUGAUACAAGAAACUGUAACCGGAAAAUCAUCGGCGCUAGGUUUUUUGCCAAGGGACAACAAGCUGCCAUGUUCGGUGGAAUCAAUAAAACGGUUGAGUUUCUGUCACCGCGUGAUGCGGAUGGACACGGAAGUCACACGGCCUCAACCGCAGCGGGUCGUCAGGCCUUUAGGGCCAAUAUGGCUGGAUACGCCUCUGGUGUUGCCAAAGGUGUAGCCCCUAAGGCACGUAUAGCUGCCUACAAAGUGUGUUGGAAAGAGUCUGGCUGUCUUGAUUCCGAUAUCCUCGCUGCUUUUGAUGCUGCGGUCUCCGAUGGGGUCGAUAUUAUCUCUAUUUCCAUUGGAGGAGGAGAUGGAAUCCCAUCGCCGUAUUAUCUCGACCCCAUCGCUAUAGGUUCGUAUGGUGCCGCGUCGAUGGGAGUCUUUGUCUCCUCCUCUGCAGGGAACGAUGGACCGAAUGGAAUGUCCGUAACUAACUUAGCUCCGUGGAUAACCACUGUCGGCGCGGGAACAAUCGACCGGGAUUUCCCGGCUGAUGUUGUUCUCGGAGAUGGACACCGUCUCCGAGGUGUUUCACUCUACUCCGGUGUGCCGCUCAACGGCCAGAUGUUCCCGGUGGUUUAUCCGGGAAAGAAGGGGAUGUUAGCUGCUUCUUUGUGUAUGGAGAAUUCACUUGAUGCUAAGCUUGUGAGAGGUAAAAUUGUGAUUUGCGACCGUGGAAGCAAUCCUAGAGUAGCUAAAGGACUGGUGGUUAAGAAGGCAGGCGGCGUUGGGAUGAUACUCGCUAACGCCGUCUCUAACGGUGAAGGCUUAGUCGGAGACGCUCACCUUAUCCCUGCUUCAAAUGUCGGAUCAAGCGCCGGAGACAGAAUCAAAGCCUACGCUUCGACUCAUCCGAAUCCUAUAGCAACAAUAGAUUUCAAAGGGACAGUGAUCGGAGUUAAACCGGCUCCUGUCGUGGCUUCUUUCUCUGGCAGAGGACCAAACGGUUUAAACCCGGAGAUUUUAAAACCUGACUUGAUUGCUCCAGGGGUUAACAUCUUAGCGGCUUGGACAGACGCGGUUGGACCUACGGGGAUAGAAUCUGAUCGUCGGAAAACAGAGUUUAACAUUCUCUCUGGUACUUCCAUGGCUUGUCCUCAUGUUAGUGGAGCCGCGGCUCUGCUUAAGUCAGCUCAUCCGGAUUGGAGUCCGGCCGCUAUAAGAUCAGCCAUGAUGACAACGGCUAGCCUUGUGGAUAACUCGAACCGUUCGUUGAUAGACGAGUCCACUGGAAAACAUUCGACACCUUAUGACUUUGGUUCGGGUCAUCUUAAUCUUGGUCGGGCUAUUGAUCCAGGUCUUGUCUAUGACAUAACCAAUGAUGACUAUAUCACGUUUCUUUGCUCCAUCGGCUACGAGAUGAAAACAAUUCAGGUGAUCACUAGAACACCGGUGAGAUGUCCGAGAAGGAAACCGUCGCCUGCUAAUCUUAAUUAUCCUUCGAUCACGGCUUUGUUUCCAACCUCAAACAGAGGUUUUCUGAGCAAGACUCUGUUUCGGACGGUUACGAACGUUGGACAGUCCGAGGCGGUUUAUAGGGCGAAGGUAGAGUCACCUAGGGGAGUGACAGUGACGGUGAAGCCGUCGAGGUUGGUGUUCACGUCGACCAUUAAGAAACGAAGCUAUGCUGUAACAGUGACGGUGGAUACAAAGAGUUUCGUGCUUGGUGAGUCAGGUGCGGCGUUUGGUUCGGUUACUUGGUUUGACGGUGGAAGACAUGUGGUUCGAAGCUCAGUUGUAGUGACGCAGAUUGACCCAUUGUGAGUCAGGGCGGGUCUGGCCGAUCAUGACUAAUGAAUGAAUCUUGUAUGC